ACCUCUCCUUUGUCCUUCUGUAUUCUGUUCUUCCGGGUACCAUGCAUAUUUUCCCUCACUCACUCACUCUCGUCCCUCGCUAAUCUAUGUCCUGUGAUAUGAACACAUGAUAGUUCUUCAUCUUCCCUGGCGAUGAUCUAACUCUCGGCGAUGAUGCAUGUCAGAUUGAAAUAGAUACACCUUUUCCGAGCGCUUCUUUCACAUUCCACACACGUGAGUUCAUCUGCUCAAGAACGACAACUCCACCAAGCUGCCCCGAACGAUGGCGAGUCGUUAGCUGUAACGCGUAUAUUUAAACCCGCUAGCGAUAUCCUUUGAAAGCAGACACGGGCCAUCACUUUCUCGUUGUUUUUGAACCCUACCAGAACCAACAUGGCCUCUCUUCUCUCGUGGAUGUUGGUGGCAGCGGCUACUGCAUCUGUCGUCAGUUCUGUGCCGCCCCAGAGCAGCGUUGCUAUGGAGACCAGACUGGUGAAACAGCUGAUGCGUGACUACGCCAAGGAGGCGCUGCCCGUCCUCAACUUCAAGACCAGCGUCAACGUCUCAAUGCAAGUCAGCUUCGUCGGAGUAGAUGAUGUCGACGAGAACAAGAACGUCUUCACUGCUACGCUUCUGUUAGCGCAGCUAUGGAAGGACCCGCGCCUUGCCUGGAACGCCAGCAAAUAUGGCGGCAUGAGUAUGAUCCGUCUCCCCGUGGACAAGUUGUGGAUCCCGGACAUUGUACCGUACAACACAGCAGGAAUGUAUGGACGCCAGACUCGUUAUGACGAGAUUGCCCACGUGCUCAGCGACGGCAGCGUCUUUUGGGUCCCCCUUUGGACAAUCGCCAGCAAAUGCCCAAUGGACGUCAGUAACUUUCCCUUUGACACUCAGCACUGCCCCAUAGUCCUGGGUUCGUGGGUGCACUCAAACGCAGAGAUGACGUUGUCGUUCACGGAAAGCUCAAACCUUGACAAGGACCUCGCCUUGUCCGGCACGGACUUCAACUCACCUUCUCACCCUACGUGGGAACUUAUCAAAGCUGUGGCCAGCAUCAAGGCUGUCAAGUACGCCUGUUGUGAAGACUCCUAUGAGACGCUGACUGUGAAGGUGCAGAUCAGCCGGAGGUCGACGUUCUACCGAUUCCUUGCUGUAGGACCUGCCGCUGUGUUUGGGCUCCUGGUGCCCUUGCUGUUCCUCAUCCCAUCCAGGUCAGAGGGGAAGACAACUUAUGGUAUGCUGAUAAUGCUUGGCCUGACGGUGCUGAUUCUCGCUCUGGAGGAGGCCAUUCCCUUCAGCCACAACAACGUCCCGAAAAUCGGAUAUUUCUACCUGGGCACCAUGGCUCUGUGUGCGUGCAGCGUGAUGCUGUCCAUAUUUGUCAGCAACAUGGGUCAGUCAGGUGUACGACACAAGCCUCUUCCUGGAUGGCUCAAAUGGCUGUGCCUCAGUCGAUAUGGGUUCCGGCGGUUCUUCUGCAUCGACAACUACGAGCCCGUCGACAACGUGUACUCCGUCAGCCUCAAGAGCCUGUGCACACCGGAAAGAACCACGCAGCCAUCUUUAGACCCGGAGAGUUCUGCGCAACCGGAAGCAGUGUCUGACAUGGACGAUAUCAGGAAAUGUUUGCACUACUUGGUGGGCAAGCAGUCAGCGGAAGUGACGUCAAGAAAUGUACGCCAGGACUGGGUGGAGCUUGCGCUCGUCUUUGACCGGAUCCUAUUUGUCGUCUUCCUCGUUUUGUAUGUUCUUUUCGCAGUCAACUUCCUGACAUGAUCGCUUCCGUCCUCCAGGACAUCUCAGCCAGCACUGGGAUGACUCCUCAUUGGAACAGCUUCCAGUCACGUGACUAUCACAUGACACAACAGAAUCUUCCAGGGAUCGUGGCCUGUGUUUAAAAACUUCCUUUGUUUAUCCUCCAAAUCAAAGCAUACAACAAAUGUAUGACCUUUUAUAAAGCAGCCAUCGUUUUACGAGGUCAUAUGCGUUAUAUCUACGCCAGCGCCAGCGCUAAUCAACAUGACGGAAGAAAACGAGUGGUUCCGAGUGUGAUGUCAUGUGAGUAGUUCAGGCACACAUCCAGAUACCACUGUUUUGGGAUCUUUUGUGCUAUUUAAAGGUGCAUCCAAAUAACCCACACGUCACUACUUACAGAGGUUUGAUUUGACAAGAAACAUCUGAAGGUAUAUAAUCAGACUUACAUCAGCUGUGAAUGUGUUUGUUUAAUACUUGCAGGAGAUAUAUGGUGUUCCAGUACUUUUGGAGAUCAAUCUUCUGAAACAACUAAGAUAUGUAUAUACAUCUGACUGAUUUAAGAUUUCAAGAAGAAUUUAUGUAAGUGAGCAUUGGCUGGUGAAUGCGACUUGUGACCUUUUCAGAAGCUCAUGAGAAAACGACCGGGUUAUAUCACCAAGAAAUGUUUCCUUUCCUUUCUGUCGUCUGGAUACCAGUUCCAUGUCGGAUACACCACGGAAGCAUGUGUUGUGUAGGCGAGCCUACAGACCGGUUACAAUGGUGUGCGCUUGCGGGUUUUGCGUGACAACUCGUGUCAUUUCGGGAUAUUCCGGCAGAGGUACAGAUAAGCUGCGUAUCUGCGUAAAUUACGCAAAUGUUUAUUUGAAAACUCAAUUCCUAUUAAGUCUAUUGCGUACACGUACGCU
Molecule: messenger RNA, 2639 nt
Organism: Haliotis rubra (blacklip abalone)
Lineage: Eukaryota; Metazoa; Mollusca; Gastropoda; Lepetellida; Haliotidae
Product: neuronal acetylcholine receptor subunit alpha-10-like
Exons: 8
Coding region: 373-1755 (460 amino acids)
Biological process (GO): nervous system process; monoatomic ion transmembrane transport; chemical synaptic transmission
Cellular component (GO): membrane; neuron projection; synapse
Molecular function (GO): extracellular ligand-gated monoatomic ion channel activity; neurotransmitter receptor activity; transmembrane signaling receptor activity
Source: RefSeq, a predicted model, not a curated record